Closterium sp. Yama58-4 is the source of this 4458-nucleotide messenger RNA. NCBI's taxonomy places the organism in Eukaryota, Viridiplantae, Streptophyta, Zygnematophyceae, Desmidiales, Closteriaceae. The record is from the annotation of a GenBank genome assembly.
AUGGGCGCCCGUGCCUCUGGGCGCCCGUGCCUCUGGGCGCCCGUGCCUAUGGGCGCCCGUGCCUCUGGGCGCCCGUGCCUCUGGGCCCGUGCCUCUGGGCGCCCGUGCAUCUGGGCGCCCGUGCCUCUGGGCGCCCGUGCUCUGGGCGCCCGUGCCUAUGGGAGCCCGUGCCUCUGGGCGCCCGUGCCUAUGGGCGCCCGUGCCUCUGGGCGCCCGUGCCUCUGGGCGCCCGUGCCUCUGGGCGCCCGUGCCUCUGGGCGCCCGUGCCUCUGGGCGCCCGUGCCUCUGGCGCCCGUGCCUCUGGGCGCCCGUGCCUCUGGGCGCCCGUGCCUCUGGGCGCCCGUGCCUCUGGGCGCCCGUGCCUCUGGGCGCCCGUGCCUCUGGGCGCCCGUGCCUCUGGGCGCCCGUGCCUCUGGGCGCCCGUGCCUCUGGGCGCCCGUGCCUCUGGGCGCCCGUGCCUCUGGGCGCCCGUGCCUCUGGGCGCCAGUGCCUCUGGGCGCCCGUGCCUCUGGGAGCCCGUGCCUCUGGGCGCCCGUGCCUCUGGGCGCCCGUGCCUCUGGGCGCCCGUGCCUCUGGGCGCCCGUGCCUCUGGGCGCCCGUGCCUCUGGGCGCCCGUGCCUCUGGGCGCCCGUGCCUGGGCGCCCGUGCCUCUGGGCGCCCGUGCCUCUGGGCGCCCGUGCCUCUGGGCGCCCGUGCCUCUGGGCGCCCGUGCCUCUGGGCGCCCGUGCCUCUGGGCGCCCGUGCCUCUGGCGCCCGUGCCUCUGGGCGCCCGUGCCUCUGGGCGCCCGUGCCUCUGGGCGCCCGUGCCUCUGGGCGCCCGUGCCUCUGGGCGCCCGUGCCUCUGGGCGCCCGUGCCUCUGGGCGCCCGUGCCUCUGGGCGCCCGUGCCUCUGGGCGCCCGUGCCUCUGGGCGCCCGUGCCUCUGGGCGCCCGUGCCUCUGGGCGCCCGUGCCUCUGGGCGCCCGUGCCUCUGGGCGCCCGUGCCUCUGGGCGCCCGUGCCUCUGGGCGCCCGUGCCUCUGGGCGCCCGUGCCUCUGGGCGCCCGUGCCUCUGGGCGCCCGUGCCUCUGGGCGCCCGUGCCUCUGGGCGCCCGUGCCUCUGGGCGCCCGUGCCUCUGGGCGCCCGUGCCUCUGGGCGCCCGUGCCUCUGGGCGCCCGUGCCUCUGGGCGCCCGUGCCUCUGGGCGCCCGUGCCUCUGGGCGCCCGUGCCUCUGGGCGCCCGUGCCUCUGGGCGCCCGUGCCUCUGGGCGCCCGUGCCUCUGGGCGCCCGUGCCUCUGGGCGCCCGUGCCUCUGGGCGCCCGUGCCUCUGGGCGCCCGUGCCUCUGGGCGCCCGUGCCUCUGGGCGCCCGUGCCUCUGGGCGCCCGUGCCUCUGGGCGCCCGUGCCUCUGGGCGCCCGUGCCUCUGGGCGCCCGUGCCUCUGGGCGCCCGUGCCUCUGGGCGCCCGUGCCUCUGGGCGCCCGUGCCUCUGGGCGCCCGUGCCUCUGGGCGCCCGUGCCUCUGGGCGCCCGUGCCUCUGGGCGCCCGUGCCUCUGGGCGCCCGUGCCUCUGGGCGCCCGUGCCUCUGGGCGCCCGUGCCUCUGGGCGCCCGUGCCUCUGGGCGCCCGUGCCUCUGGGCGCCCGUGCCUCUGGGCGCCCGUGCCUCUGGGCGCCCGUGCCUCUGGGCGCCCGUGCCUCUGGGCGCCCGUGCCUCUGGGCGCCCGUGCCUCUGGGCGCCCGUGCCUCUGGGCGCCCGUGCCUCUGGGCGCCCGUGCCUCUGGGCGCCCGUGCCUCUGGGCGCCCGUGCCUCUGGGCGCCCGUGCCUCUGGGCGCCCGUGCCUCUGGGCGCCCGUGCCUCUGGGCGCCCGUGCCUCUGGGCGCCCGUGCCUCUGGGCGCCCGUGCCUCUGGGCGCCCGUGCCUCUGGGCGCCCGUGCCUCUGGGCGCCCGUGCCUCUGGGCGCCCGUGCCUCUGGGCGCCCGUGCCUCUGGGCGCCCGUGCCUCUGGGCGCCCGUGCCUCUGGGCGCCCGUGCCUCUGGGCGCCCGUGCCUCUGGGCGCCCGUGCCUCUGGGCGCCCGUGCCUCUGGGCGCCCGUGCCUCUGGGCGCCCGUGCCUCUGGGCGCCCGUGCCUCUGGGCGCCCGUGCCUCUGGGCGCCCGUGCCUCUGGGCGCCCGUGCCUCUGGGCGCCCGUGCCGCGCCUGGGCGCGGGGGGUUGCUGGAGGAAGAACGGGCGGAGAGCAGAGAUGCAGUGGAAUAGAGGAAUGCUGUCGCAGCGGCAUCCUACCCGCCUCGCCUCCCUACUGCUCCCCGUCUCUCCCGCCAUGGCCGCGUGGAGCGCCGGCAUUACCGCCGACUUCCUCGGCAGCGCUCUCUUGCCUCCUGCGGAUAAUGGCGCCUCGCGUUCCCUUGGUAUAACCGAUCGUCGCGCGCCUGCCCAUUUCCGGUAUAAUUUUAGCUCGCCGCCCAUUCCCACUGCCGCCCUGUUUUCACCCGGCGCGCGCGAUUCCCCUAGCGUGUCCUGCCUCGUGUCGCUCCGCCCUCCACUCUCACGCGUCCGCGCAAUCUCCGCGUCCGCCGCUUCUUCCAGCGAUUCGGACGGCCCAGAUCUCUCCCCGCGGCCGUCCCUCCCUGAUCCGACGCCGCGCGCCGUUCUACAUUUUCCGCCGGCCGAGGGAUUCGGGGAGGAGCUGGCGAAGCUUCUGACGAUGCUUCCGGGGAAGGUUCGCGACGUUCUGCAGCGGCAUCCGGCCGUCCAUUCGCUGGUGGAGGUCGUUCUCGAUCUCGGCCGUCGGCCCGUCGCACGGUUCCCCGUGGGCGACGUUUUCGUGUGCGACGAGGUGGUAACAGCGGGCGACAUUGAAUACUGCGUGUCGCAGGUUGGAGAGUUCGGCGCGGACAACCGCGCGGGGAUAGACCGCACGCUGCACCGCAUCAGCGCCAUCCGCAACCGCGCGGGGAGGAUCAUCGGGCUGACGUGCCGCGUGGGGCGCGCGAUUUCGGGCAGCGCGGAGAUGGUGCGCGACCUGGUGGCGGGGGGCGAGUCCGUGCUGCUCAUGGGCGCGCCGGGCGUGGGGAAGACCACCGCCAUCAGGGAGGUGGCACGCAUUUUAGCGGACGAGUGCAUGAGGAGGGUGGUGGUGGUGGAUACGAGCAAUGAGAUCGCGGGUGACGGGGACAUCGCGCAUGCCGCCAUCGGCUCGGCGCGGCGUAUGCAAGUGCCACAUGUGGAGCUGCAGCACCAGGUGAUGAUAGAGGCGGUGGAGAACCACAUGCCGCAGGUGGUGAUAAUCGAUGAGAUCGGGUCGGAGCUGGAGGCGGCAGCAGCGGCCACGAUAGCGCAGCGGGGCGUGCAGCUCAUCGCCACGGCGCACGGUCGCUCUGUGGAGAAUCUCGUCAAGAACCCGCACCUGCACACGCUGGCAGGAGGCGUGCAGACAGUGACGCUGGGCGACGAGGAGGCGAGGAGGAGGGGAGUGCAGAAGAGUGUGAUGGAGAGGGGAGGCCCGCCCGUGUUCCAAGCAGCAGUGGAGAUGCACUCCCGCGGGCGGUGGACCGUGCACCGCAACCUUGCUGCCACUGUUGACGCGCUGCUCUCAGGACUCGGCCGCUGGACCGUGCAUCGCAUCUUGGCUGCCACCUGGAGAUGCAUUCUCGUGUCCGCUGGACCACAUGCGCUCCCUUCCAUUCUCGUGUCCGCUGGACCACAUGCGCUCCCUUCCAUUCUCGUGUCCGCUGGACCACAUGCGCUCCCUUCCAUUCUCGUGUCCGCUGGACCACAUGCGCUCCCUUCCAUUCUCGUGUCCGCUGGACCACAUGCGCUCCCUUCCAUUCUCGUGUCCGCUGGACCACAUGCGCUCCCUUCCAUUCUCGUGUCCGCUGGACCACAUGCGCUCCCUUCCAUUCUCGUGUCCGCUGGACCACAUGCGCUCCCUUCCAUUCUCGUGUCCGCUGGACCACAUGCGCUCCCUUCCAUUCUCGUGUCCGCUGGACCACAUGCGCUCCCUUCCAUUCUCGUGUCCGCUGGACCACAUGCGCUCCCUUCCAUUCUCGUGUCCGCUGGACCACAUGCGCUCCCUUCCAUUCUCGUGUCCGCUGGACCACAUGCGCUCCCUUCCAUUCUCGUGUCCGCUGGACCACAUGCGCUCCCUUCCAUUCUCGUGUCCGCUGGACCACAUGCGCUCCCUUCCAUUCUCGUGUCCGCUGGACCACAUGCGCUCCCUUCCAUUCUCGUGUCCGCUGGACCACAUGCGCUCCCUUCCAUUCUCGUGUCCGCUGGACCACAUGCGCUCCCUUCUCCCAACCUCUCCCUCUCUACGUCCGCUCACUUCCAUCGUCACUCUCUCCCUCUGUGCGCUCGCCACUGCCCCUCCCCCAUGGGGUACCUCACUCACAGGCAAGGCACCGCAGGUGGAGCUACGGGAGAUGGGGCAGCAUGGGGAGGUGUGGGUGGAUGGCGAUGCUGCCACCGCUGCCAGCGCUCAUAA